Staurois parvus is the source of this 270-nucleotide messenger RNA. NCBI's taxonomy places the organism in Eukaryota, Metazoa, Chordata, Amphibia, Anura, Ranidae. The record is from the annotation of a GenBank genome assembly.
ACUGGGCUGCCACUACUGAUCGGAGGCUGUGGGAAUGUUUGUCAUGCUAAUAUUGUGUAUUUUCAAUGAAUAGAUCUCCAUGUGUUACUUUGAAAAAGCCAGGGGCGGACUGGCAACUCAUGGGGCCCCCGGGCAAUAGGGGAUCAUGUGGCCCCUGUGUCCUCACCCACACUUAAACCACACCCAAAAAAGCCUAUGAAGGGUACCAGGGGCUUCUCAUGGGUCCCCCUACUGACCCCAGGCCCUCGGGCUGUCAAGAGUGCUGGAAUG